Molecule: messenger RNA, 2475 nt
Organism: Ornithorhynchus anatinus (platypus)
Lineage: Eukaryota; Metazoa; Chordata; Mammalia; Monotremata; Ornithorhynchidae
Gene: BAIAP2L2
Product: BAR/IMD domain containing adaptor protein 2 like 2
Exons: 14
Coding region: 551-1990 (479 amino acids)
Biological process (GO): actin crosslink formation; actin filament bundle assembly; positive regulation of actin filament polymerization
Cellular component (GO): cytosol; nucleoplasm
Molecular function (GO): protein binding
Source: RefSeq, a predicted model, not a curated record
CAAUCGGAGGGAUGUGGAGCAGGGCAGAGUCUCGCAAGUCAUUCUCAGAGCAGGGCUGGAAACCCACCAGAGAAAGCCAAACCACUCCUCCCCACUGGGACCUAAUAGAACCUACUCCUGGGGGACCUCACUGUCCUAAAACAGGGUGUGGAGAGGAGAGAGCGGGGGAAGCGUCCAACUUCAGCCACCGGCCGGGGAGAUCAAACCGCGACCGGCUCUUACCGGUCCGGGAUCUGUCAUGGGGGUGGGUGCUUGCCUGCUGAGGCUGAUCAUGUGAGGGUACCACCCUUUAGGCCUGGUGGCCCAGGCAGUCCCGGUCUAGCAGGCCCAGCCUCCUCGGCUCCUAGGAGAACCUAGGUGUGGGGGGAGCCAGGAAACCCAUGAGGUCUCUCUGCGGCUCUCCUUGUUGGGGCCCCCGGAGUCUCUGAGCAGAGGCAGGAAAAGGCCAAGGCCUAGGAGAAGUUGCAGGAGAGGGGGCGUUUUCAGCCAGCGGGAGAGAGAACAUGGAGCUGGGUGUGACCUGAGCACCCCCUUUCCUCUCAAGAGCAUCAUGGAGCAGUUCAACCCGGCCCUGGAGAACCUGGUCUACCUGGGCAACAACUACCUCCGUGCCUUCCAUGCGCUGUCAGAAGCGGCAGAGGUCUAUUUCAACGCGAUCCAGAAGAUCGGGGAGCAGGCCCUUCAGAGUUCCACGUCGCAAAUGCUGGGUGAAAUCUUAGUACAAAUGUCUGACACCCAGCGACACCUAAACUCUGACCUGGAAAUUGUUGUGCAAACCUUUCACGGAGACGUGCUGCAGCACAUGGAGAAGAACACCAAGCUGGACAUGCAGUUCAUCCAAGAGAGCCGCCAACACUACGAGCUGGAGUACCGGCACCGGGCCGCCCACCUGGAGAAGUGCAUGUCCGAGCUGUGGAGGAUGGAGAGGACGAGGGACAAGAACGCCCGCGAGAUGAAGGAGAGUGUAAACCGGCUGCACGCGCAGAUGAGGGCCUUCGUGACCGACAGCCAGCGGGCGGCCGAGCUGGAGCAGAAGCGUCGCUACCGAUUCCUGGCCGAGAAACACCUGCUGCUGUCCGGCACCUUCCUGCAGUUCUAUGGCCGGGCCCGCGGGCUCCUCCAGAACCGGGUGCUUCUGUGGAAGGAGCAGUCGGAAGCCAGCCGCAACCCGUCGGGCCCCCACCCCCAGGGCCUGCGGGGUCCCUCCUCGGGGCCGGGGUACCCGUCCGGCCGCCUGACCCCCACCCACCUGGAGAUGCCCCAGAGGCCUCUGGGAGACUUCAGCUCCCCCCGGAGCCGGCACAACUCGGGCUCCUACACCUCUGAGCCUGUGGAGGCGAGGCCCUCGGCCCAGCUGGAGCCAGACCGCAGAUCUCUGCCGAGGACCUCGUCUGCCUCCUCCCUCUUUGCCGGCAACCGGCGGUCCCGCUCCAACUCGCUGGCGGAGAGUGUGGGGUCGCAGGGGGGCCCCCGCCGGGUCCGGGCUCUGGUGUCCCAUUCGAACAGCACCAACCACACCCUGCUGCGCUUCGCGGCCGGGGACGUCAUCGCCGUGCUGGUCCCCGAGGCCCAGAACGGCUGGCUCUAUGGCAAGCUGGACGGGACCGGCACGACCGGCUGGUUCCCUGAGGCCUAUGUGAAGCUCCUGGAGGACACAAACCUCGAUGAGCUGUCAGUCAGGAGUUUCCCGCUCCGGGGAAGUCACAGCCUCGACGACCUCCUGGAUCGCCCCAACAGCUCAGCAGCCUCUCUGGACUCCUCCUGGGGGACCCCGGCCAAGCCCCUGGCCUCCAGCCCCCCACCAGCCCCGCCCAUCCCCAACAGCUCCCACGGCAGCGUGGGCAGCCUGGGGGGCACCAGCGAUGCCAAGAAGCUGAUGGCUUGGGAGCAGCAACCCCCAGAGCUCUUCCCUCGCGGCACCAACCCCUUCGCCACGGUGAAGCUACGGCCCACCGUCACCAAUGACCGCUCGGCUCCCGUCAUCCGCUGAGGGGCCGGGCCCCGGGGGAGCGGCCCGGCUGUCCUAGGGUAGCGCCGGCCCGCCGGCGGGGAUCCCCCUCUGCCUUCGCAGCUCCGGCUCGUGGAGGGGAGGGUCCCAGUCCUUCCUCUUACCUGGUGGGGAGAGGGGGAGCUCCGCCUCGUUCCCCUGGUCCUCUAGCGGCCUGCACAGGGACACCGAGGAUGAGCGGCCCACCUGAGGAUACACGAGGCCAGGGCAGCUCCAAACCGGGGUGAGAGAGGGGUGCGCUACUCGGUGGGUGCUCCCGGACCGUUCUAGCCACACUGUUGGGAAGGAGGGGACUGCCCCCUUCUCCCCUCCCCACCCUGAAUUUCAGGUCCGUGGCUUGAAAUGCGGCCCUAUUUCCUCACCUGUCCUAUAAAGGUCCCCCUUUCCCUAGAGCAGGGCUGGUAGGUGCCUGUCCUAAGGUUUUGAUCUUUUUAUAAAUGACUAAGAAUUAAAGAUACAGAAACACA